AUGCUGAAUAUUCUAAUUUCCAAAACAAAUGCAAACGCACCGAUUUUGCCCAUUUUCGAAAAAUGGCACAAUUGUGCAGUUGACAAAUAUGAUUUCGGCCUGGCACCAGAAAAUGUAAGUUUGAUAUCGAAGCUUAAAAAUAAUUUUUUGAAAAACAUUCAUUCAGUUUUGGAAAUCAUCACCAGCAAGUUCAAUGGAAUGUGAAACACUGAUAGAUGCUCAAAGAUUGUUGAAAAUUGAAAAGUUCCAAAAUGGUGACGAGGAUAAAUUUUCAAUUUUACCCCUGACAAAUAACACUUCCCAAUCAGAGCAAGAGAAUUUUGUGACAAUUGGAGUUGGGAAAGAUAUCUCCGCUGAAUUAGCAUACAGAAAUGUGUCUCAAAACACCCAAUUCUUUGGCGCUGAUCCAAUUUUCAUGGAUAAUUACGAAUUGUAUUCAAAAAUCGGUUUAUAUUUUCCAUUAGCAAUUGCUGCAACAGAUGGAUAUUCAGCAGCUAGUGUUUUAUUGAAUAAUACAUAUCAACACUUUGAUGUUUUUCACAUUGAUUUAAUAUAUUUUAUCAAGAAUAUUCUUAAAAUUUCAACAAUUGAGAAUCUCUGGCUAGAUAAUGAGUACGCUGAAUAUGAUUUAUUACCAUAUUUUUAUAAGAAUGGACAAUUGGAUCAAAAUGGAAUCACUAUUUGCCAAUUUAAUAUUGAGGUAUGUUCAUAAUUUUUAAAGAACUCAUGAUCAAUAUAAUUUUUUUGCAGAUUCAUUCAGCUCGAAAUGAUAAACACUUUGCAAAAUUCAAAAAUUUCAUUCAAAAAAUUGUUGAAGACCGGAAAUACGCAAUUCUGAAUCAUUUGCUAGUUGGACAUCAUCGAAUGUAUCUUUUCAAUUACGGGAACAAAUAUUGUGUUGAAAAAUUUAUUUUUAAUAGUUUGAAUUGAUUUUCAGAAAAUAAAAUUUGAAAAAAAUUGUUCCUAGAAAAUUCCCAGAAAUCAAUCAUACUUCUCGGGGUGCUGUCGGCGGCGAUUCGGCGGCGUUGCCACGUUUGGCAACAUCUAGGCGACGUUGCCAAGUGAGCAGCAACACGUGGCGACGUUGCCACAAGAAGCAGCAACGUUGCUGUUUGUCGCCAGAUUUUUAAUUUCAAUGUUUGCCUCAAGCGACAGAGGGCAACGUUGCCAAAAUGUACAACACUGCGACGCAAUUCUGCACAAUCAAGCAUUUUCGAAAUUUUUGUUUUUUUUUCUUUCCGGCCUAAAUUGUGUUUUUCUUCUGUUUUUCAGUGAAUCUAUCAUGAAUAUUAACAUUUUCAGUACGUCUCAAGCAAAAUAUUGAUGGUUUCGUUGGAUUUCAUCGAAGAAAAUUAGAAGAUUCCACAAUAAAAAGUAGAAAUGUGAUUGAGAAGGUUAGUUGAAAAAUACAAUUAGUGAUUCACAUUGAGAAAAUUAAGUUUUCAGUUUCACGUCAUUCAACGACUCAACCAUUGAUAACUUGGCAAUUGCUCAAGAAUGUUGGAAGAGAUUAUGAUUGCGACAAUUUGUUGAAAAGUGAGUUUUUUUUUCAAUUUUCUGAUACCAAAGUUAACUUGUUCCUUUUUUCAAGAAUUUUCCUGUUUUCUAGGAAAUUCCUCAAAACUCGUGUGAUUUUUUUUGCCAUUUCAAUCUAGGGCUAGUUCACCGAAAUACAAUUCAUCCAAACACGUUUUCAUUUUUCGAUAGUUUUUCCUAAGAUUUGUUUUUUGAGGAUUCUACCUCGGCUCAUCAGUUUCACGACUAGAGUACAAUUGUAAAGACAUUUGAAUUUUGGUAUUUUAGAAGUAUAAAAACUGAAAACUUGCAGUUUUUGCACAGAAAAAAGUUAGCGAUUUUUGGGUCCCACGAUUUUGGCCUAGGUGUGGCUAGACUACUUAAUAAUAAUAAAUUUGUUGUUUUUCAGAUAAACAAAGUCAUGCCCAUCGCCAACACAUCAAUCUCAAUCGUGUUUGA
Molecule: messenger RNA, 1974 nt
Organism: Caenorhabditis angaria
Lineage: Eukaryota; Metazoa; Nematoda; Chromadorea; Rhabditida; Rhabditidae
Source: the annotation of a GenBank genome assembly